GUAAAUCCAGAGCCUGCAGUGCCUGAUCGCGCUAACCCAAAAGAUCCAUAUAAGAGGCAAUAUCAACUCCCGCUUCUCCAAAGAGGGACAAAAGGACCGAACUGCAAGGGCAGUGAGGUGUGCGUGUGUGUGUGUGUUUGUGUGGGGAGGGGGGGAAAAAUCUCUAAAAAACCUGCACCGGACAAGUGAGCAAGGGUCAUUCAGGCAUUAAAAAAAUACAAAAAAAAAUCACCUUCAGCAGAACAGCAGCUGGAAAGCAGGAGAGGAGAGGGAAGAGGGGCUGGUCAGCAGAAAGGAGCAGAGAAAAGUGACUGGAAUGAUAAGAUGAGAAGCAGGCAUGUGCUCCUGAAGCUUUCUCCUAAUGAGGCCAUUCUGGGACUGCUGCUUGUAUUGUUGCUGGGAUUGCAAGUCCUAGCCGUGUGUCCCUCCAUGUGUUCCUGCAGCCGCAGCCACAGGGAGGUAGACUGCUCCUGGAGAGGUCUGAGACAGCUGCCCGACGGUUUGCAGCACAACAUGCGCUCCCUCAACUUGUCCCACAAUCGAUUUCAUGACCUGGAUGGCCAGCUCACGGCGUACACCCACCUCCGCCUCCUCGAUUUGUCUCACAACCGGCUGAGCCACCUGCCCGCCGGCUUGCCUCGCUCCCUCUGGCAGCUCCACGCCGCCUCCAACCGCCUCCAGUUGCUGGACAAGAACGAUACGGUCUACCAGUGGAAUCUGCGAACGCUUGACCUCUCCAACAACAAGCUGGAGCGGGUGAUCUUCAUCAACAAUACGCUGACCAAUUUGUGCAUCCUCAACCUAAGUCACAAUCACUUCUGGACCUUGCCCACCAACAUGCCCAUGCACCUAGAGGCUAUUGACCUGUCCCACAACUUGCUUGUGAAGGUACUGCCAGGCUCUCUGGACCGGCUACCCAGAUUAACUCACUUCUACCUGCAUGCUAACCGCUUUUCCACCCUGCCCUUUGGAGUCUUUGACAAGAUGACAUCUCUUAGAGUCAUCACUCUGGAUGACAACCCUUGGGCCUGUCACCUUUACGCUGACAUCAGCUACUUAGUGUCCUGGACUCAGCAAACCCCUGCCCGUGUCCUGGGAUGCCCCUGCCAUACCCAGCCAGUCUGCGGAGGGGUGCGCCCCAACAGGACCGGAGGGUGGCACUUCGCCUCCUACAACCUGCCCCCCCUGGCUGCGAGUGCCCAGGACCUGAGCCCUGUGCCCCCUGGGGCCAGUGUCACUGGGUGGUGGUACCUGUCCGUUUCUGCUCUGUUAAGCACCCCACACACACCGAAGCAGACUCUGCACACGCAGCAGCACCCCUUCACAGCCACACCCAUCUCCACCAUGCCACCCAGAAGCACAGAUCCACUCCUGACUGUUAAUCACCUCUCUGAGUUUGCAAGCCCAGCUGCUGCUGAUCACAUGCCCCACUCUGAUCGUCAUCUCAUUCCUGGCAUGAAGGAAGACUCACCCACUGAUUCACCCCUCACCACAGACACUUCCCCUUUUCCUGACAUAAGCAUUGUCGCCAAAACGCCCGCCGGGGCUGAUGUGACGCUGGCCACAGACCGGUUCUUCACAACGGAGGGCCCCUCCAUCCAAACAAAGAAAACGACCACGCUUCGCACCAGGAGUGUGAGGAGGCAGAAUCAGUCCCACUCCAGGGGCAUCAGCAACAGCAGCCCGACUCUUGUUAUCUGCUCCUCACUGCCUUUCCUCCACAACCUGGGGCUUCUGUCUUUCAUUCUGCCACAUAUCCUCUGAGAGAGAGAUGUGGGGGGGGGGGCUCAGUGUUAAGUUGGCGUAUCGAUUUGCAGCACAUACACAACACUUUUGUUGUAGAACUGUUAUGUUUGUAUAUUAUCAACCCUCCCUAGCAAAAAAGACCAUUUGCAAUAGAAAUUACAGGCUCUAGGAUAAAUUUCAUAACUCCUGCUAUGCUGAGUAUGAGAUGAUGCUACUUUUCAAAAAAUAAUGCUUUAACUUUUCUAAUAAAUGCUUUUUACAGGCCUCCCCUCAGAUGCCACUGAUUUAAAAAAAAAAAAAAAAAACAUUGUAAUACAUAUAGCUAGGCACAUGAUGGCACUAUACAUUCAGGGACCAGUUCUUUAUGUAACUGAGUGUGGUUUGGUGUUCAUCCGCCACCACAGUCUGUUAACUUCAAUGUUGACUGAGUUGCUUCCUGGUGCAUCUUAUAGCCCAAGAAUUAUCUUGUAUCUUUAAUUUAAAUUUUUCCUAUUUUUCUACAGCUGUUGGCAGAAUUUAACUGGUGUUUUCUCAGUCAUUCACAAAUGCCAGUUUUCUAAUUUACUCCUCUUGACUCCUCUGCCUAUUUUUAUUAUUUUUUUUUUUUUACCACAUGUCCUUGAUGCCUGCCUCGCUUGUUUCAUGUAACAAAUCAUAUCACUCACAAGAGGAGCAGCCUUUUCUGGGGACAUUGUGAUGCAAGAAAGUAGUCAUGACAUGCACAUAAUGGAAAACAGCACAGACUCCGUGGAGCAGAGGGCAAACAAACGGACAAUGUUGUGUCACUAUCUUCGGCAAACUCUGGGUGCCAGGGUGCUGCUUGUGUAUUUUGAUCACAUCUCAGACUUAAGUGUCCUUCAUGAUUCAGUGACGCUCGUGAAAAUUAUCUGCAUGGUGAUUGAACGUCCCAGGAAUGCUAACCUGCUGGUAUAGUGCUGCAGAGCUUUAAAGCGCAGACAUUUUCAGGUUAUUUAUGUGAAAUGUUAAGAUAUUCAAAUCUUGAUUGCAUUAAGCGGAAAUGGCGGCGAUGUGCCUGCAGCCUACAGAUUUAACUUUUCUGUAAUCCAUUCACAUUAGGUGUCAAAAUAGUGAGAGAUGCAUUGCAGCAAGCUGCAUUUGAUAAGCUGAAGAAGAAGACAGAGUCACUUUACUUUUGGAUACCUCUCUGAGAUGAUUUCUGUAAAGUUAAAUAAAAUGUGCUGAGUUAUUUGCA
Molecule: messenger RNA, 2959 nt
Organism: Lates calcarifer (barramundi perch)
Lineage: Eukaryota; Metazoa; Chordata; Actinopteri; Centropomidae
Product: oligodendrocyte-myelin glycoprotein
Exons: 2
Coding region: 325-1764 (479 amino acids)
Biological process (GO): neuron projection regeneration
Molecular function (GO): protein binding
Source: RefSeq, a predicted model, not a curated record